CCAACCGGUGAAUGGAAGGGCUUUUUUUUUUCCCGGAGAGGAGGGAAGGGGAGGCGGCUCCUCGCAAAAGUUUUCACCGACUUGAGCGCGCCCCUCCCCGGACUCAGCGGCGGCACUUAAAGCCCGAGAAAAAGCCCGCAGCUCGCAGUGAAGCACUCUGGUUCAGCGCUUCUGCAGGGGAGGAAUAAAAACCAGCUACAACUCAACAAUACAAACCUUACCCCCCCUCUUUUUUUUUUGUUUUUCUCCUCUUCUUCUUCUACGGACUUAAAGCUGCACAUAAACUUUGAACAGCAACUUUUUUCCACAACCAAAACCAGUCGUGGCACAAACAACCGCUCGUCGCAUUCAAGGAUCCUGGUCGGUCCCCCAUGAAAGAGGGAGUGCGGCAGCAAACUUGGGGAAAAGAGAUGUCAGCGACCGUCUUGUCUGCUUUCUACGACAUGGACAUGCUUUAUAAGGAUAAAAGCAUGAACAUGAACGCCCUCCACAUCAACAGCAUGCUGGAUAAGAAAGCGGUGGGAGCUCCGGUCACGACUCCGGGCUCCGGCGGAUCCUUCACGCCGGGAUUUUUCCGCAGAAACUCGACCAGCAACGUGGAGGCGAUGAACAACGGCAACAAAUACUCCAUGGGCUCCUACGGCAGUCUGAAGGAGAACACACCGAGCAGCAACAGCAGCGCCACGGCCCUCAUGAACAAGGAGAACAAGUUCCGCGACCGCGCUUACAGCGAGAACGGAGACCGGGGCGUCCUGCAGCAGAAGCCCGGCUCUCAGAUCAACUCCACCCGCUACAAGACCGAGCUGUGCCGGCCCUUCGAGGAGAACGGGUCGUGCAAGUACGGGGAGAAAUGUCAGUUCGCUCACGGCUACCACGAGUUGAGGAGCUUGUCCCGCCACCCCAAGUACAAAACGGAGCCGUGCCGCACCUUCCACACCAUCGGUUUCUGCCCCUACGGUCCCCGGUGUCACUUUAUCCACAACGCCGACGAGCGCCGGCCCGCUCCGCCCGCCAACGCCAACGUGCAGGCGGGGGAGCCCCGGUCGGCCCGGGAGCUGUGCGGCUACGGCCAGAGGGACGUCCUGCCGCCGCAGCAGCUCGGCUACACCCAGCGGGACAGACCAAAGCUUCACCACAGCCUCAGCUUCUCCGGCUUCUCCACCCACCACGGACUCGAGUCUCCCCUGCUCGACAGUCCCACGUCCCGGACCCCUCCGCCUCCCACCACCGCCUCCUCCUGCACCUCCGCCUCCAGCUUCUACGAAGAGGUCCUGUCCCCCAACUCCGUGUCCUGCAUCAACAGUGCCUUCUCUUUCCCCGGACAGGACUUAAAGGCCUUACUGGCCCCCCUGGCUGUGCACACCCCCAGCGGCUACGCCAACAACCACUCCAGCGGUGCCUACUACGGGAACAUGCAGAGCAGCGUGUGUCCGUCCUCCCCUCCGACCUACAACAUGAGCCACUUGCAGGCGCUGCGCCGCCUCAGCGAGUCGCCGGUGUUCGAGCCUCCUCCCAGCCCGCCAGACUCGCUCUCUGACCGGGAGAGCUAUGCGAGCGGGUCCCUCAGCUCUUCCGGGAGCCUCAGUGGCUCCGAGUCCCCGAGUCUGGACGCUGGAAGACGGUUGCCAAUCUUCAGCAGGCUGUCGAUUUCAGAUGACUAAUGGUGUUUUUGUUUUCAUGUGGAUUACGGACGGUUCCGGGGGUGGUGGGGUGGGGGGGUGUCAGAGAGUGAGCUAGACUUGUCCUUCGAGCAGAGGGUCCCCGGUUGAGCCCCCCACCCCCGCCUCUCCACCCUGGUUCAGCAGCAUCCACCCUGCUGAAGUGCCUUUGAGCAAGACAUUGAGUCCCUACCAGCUCCAGGGGUGCUGACCCUGCUCUGACCUCCCUGGAGGGGGGCAAGAGAAGAGUUUCACCCGCAGGGAUCAAUAAAGCUUCAUACAGUUUAAAGUGUCCUUGACCUGGCAUUAGUGUAGUAUUUUGUUUUUUUUUUUCCUUGUAUGUAAUAUAGCUGUAUUAAAAACUUAGAUAGCAAA
Molecule: messenger RNA, 2033 nt
Organism: Stegastes partitus (bicolor damselfish)
Lineage: Eukaryota; Metazoa; Chordata; Actinopteri; Pomacentridae
Gene: zfp36l2
Product: zinc finger protein 36, C3H type-like 2
Exons: 2
Coding region: 372-1661 (429 amino acids)
Molecular function (GO): metal ion binding; mRNA binding
Source: RefSeq, a predicted model, not a curated record